AUUGGUCCCGGACCUGCUUUAAAUUUGUAUUUGCCCUGUGUGUGGUCAUUAUCUUACAAUACUUGCGUGUUGAGGUGUGUUUAAACACUACGUGCUUAACACCGGCUAAGUAUUGGCAUUGGGGCGGUUGGAUUUAGGUAUUGGUGGCAAUGUAGAAAAGUGAUCAAGUCAGAGCCCUUUCACGGACUAACCACAAGAGAAACAACAAAGCUUUACUUGUGCGCUGUGAACCACAACUGCAAGUGGAAUUGUCAAGAGAACUAUCCCUGCCAAGCUCUGGAAAACUUCUGAGGAGAUGGCACAUGGAAAAUGGAUAAGAUUUACUGAGACAAACGGGAGUAGAGAAGUGUUUUUAAUUGGCGAUAAGACAGACCAUGGAUUCUUACAAUGCACCAGAAUCAACUCCUAGUGCAUCCUCAAGACCUGAAGAUUACUUUAUAGGUGCCACUCCUCUGCAGAAACGAUUAGAAUCGGUCAGGAAGCAGAGUUCAUUUAUCCCGACUCCACCUCGAAGGAAAAUUCCCCAGUGUUCGCAGUUGCAGGAAGAUGUUGACCCUCAAAAGGUUGCAUUCCUUCUGCAUAAACAGUGGACUUUAUAUAGUUUAACUCCCUUAUAUAAAUUCUCCUAUAGUAAUCUCAAAGAGUAUUCUAGACAUCUCAAUGCUUUUAUUGUUGCUGAAAAGCAAAAAGGACUUGCUGUGGAAGUGGGAGAAGACUUCAACAUCAAAGUGAUUUUUUCUACUCUCCUAGGAAUGAAAGGAACACAAAGGGACCCGGAAGCAUUUCUUGUCCAGGGUCUCAUUUUGUCACCCAGGCUGGAGUACAGUGGCACGAUCUUGGUUGACUGCAACCUCUGCCUCCUGGGCUCAAGUGAUCCUUCCACCUUAGCCUUCCAAGUAGCUGGGACUACAGGUGCAUGCCACCACACUCGGAUUCUGUCAAAAUCUCAAUUGCCAUCUGAGAAUAGAGAAGAUAAAGUGUUGUGGACUGGCUGGUUCUGCUGUAUAUUUGGAGACAGUCUUCUGGAGACUGUUUCAGAAGAUUUCACCUGUCUGCCCUUAUUCCUUGCAAAUGGAGCAGAGUCUAACACAGCAAUAAUUGGAACUUGGUUUCAGAAAACCUUUGACUGUUAUUUCAGUCCUUUAGCAAUCAAUGCAUUUAAUCUUUCCUGGAUGGCUGCCAUGUGGACUGCAUGCAAAAUGGACCAUUAUGUGGCUACUACUGAAUUUCUUUGGUCUGUACCCUGUAGCCCUCAAAGUCUGGACAUUUCUUUCGCAAUACAUCCAGAGGAUGCAAAAGCUCUAUGGGACAGUGUCCACAAAACACCUGGGGAGGUUACCCAGGAAGAAGUUGACCUAUUCAUGGACUGCCUUUAUUCACAUUUCCAUAGACAUUUCAAAAUUCAUUUAUCAGCCACAAGAUUAGUUCGUGUUUCAACAUCUGUAGCUUCAGCACAUACUGAUGGAAAAAUAAAGAUUCUGUGUCAUAAAUACCUUAUUGGAGUGUUAGCAUAUUUGACAGAACUGGCAAUUUUUCAAAUUGAGUGAAGCCUUAAUUGGACUAUAAGUUAUAGAUUAUAUACUCUUAUUGAUUACUUGCCUAAUUGCUAUGCUGAAAGAGACUGCAGGAGAAAUAGGCAUCUAUCUCUGCAUCUGUUUUCCCCACUGUGCCUUUGGAGUUGCCAAGAUGGAAGCCAAGAAGGAUCUAGAAGAACAAAGAAUAUGGUAGUAGAUGAGCCACAGCCAGGUGCCCGUGUACUAAUCAUGAUAACCUGACAUGCCAUUCUCAAAAUGCUGAGUUGUUAAUUUCUUGUCAUCUUUAAAUAUAUAUAUAUAGGCUGGGCUUGGUAGCUCACACCUGUAAUUCCAGCGCUUUGGGAGGCUGAGGUGGGUGGAUCAUUUGAGGCCAGGAAUUCAAGACCAGCCUGGCCAACAUGGUGAAACCCCUUCUCUACUGAAAAUACAAGAAUUAGCUGGGCGUGGUGGCACAUGCCUAUAAUCCCAGCUACUGGGGAGGCUGAGGCAGGAGAAUUGUUUGAACCCAGAAGACAGGCUGCAGUGAGCCAAGAUUGCACCACUGCAUUUCAGCCUGGGUAACAAAGUGAGACUCUGCCUCAAAAAAUAAAAAAGGAAUAAAUAAAUAUAGCAUUUAUUAUGUUUAAACUCUUAGGAUUCAAAUGAGAUGUAUCUAAUGGAUAUUUCUGAUUUGGGUCUUUAAAACCUUUAAUCUCUUUUAAGCAUUUUAGACUUGCAUUCAGAAAGAAUUCUGUCUUCUAAAGACAUUUUCCUAGCAUUUCACUGCAGAGAACUGGCAAUCAAAAUCCCCUCAAAAGGGAACUAAAGUUUAAUAUACACAUUUUUUUAGUCACUAAUAUGCUUCUGUUUUAAAUACAGUUCAACUCCUGUUGCAAUGUUGAAUUAAAUGUUUAUUUUAAAAUGAA
Pongo pygmaeus (Bornean orangutan) is the source of this 2440-nucleotide messenger RNA. It is a transcript of the gene CENPL, whose product is annotated as centromere protein L. Bases 375 to 1547 code for a protein of 390 amino acids. The transcript has 6 exons. The record is from RefSeq and is a predicted model, not a curated record. NCBI's taxonomy places the organism in Eukaryota, Metazoa, Chordata, Mammalia, Primates, Hominidae.